Molecule: messenger RNA, 219 nt
Organism: Penicillium malachiteum
Lineage: Eukaryota; Fungi; Ascomycota; Eurotiomycetes; Eurotiales; Aspergillaceae
Exons: 2
Coding region: 1-219 (72 amino acids)
Source: RefSeq, a predicted model, not a curated record
AUGAACUUGAACCUGGAGAGCCGUUAUCAAGAUUCCGACACGCAUGAGGAUCAUCUCUGCGCGAUGACAUCUGUGGUCUCAUGUGAUACUGAGAGUAUCAAUCUGACUGGGAGUUACGGUAUCUUUGGAAUGUUUGAUUAUCUUGAAAUCAUCAAUGUAAAUAGUAUCGUCAUCAUCAUCAGAGAGACCAAACAAAACCCGAAUGUGCGCCAGAUAUGA